GGGCACACGGUCCUGGUCACCGGGGGAACAUCGGGAAUCGGUUGGGAGUCGUCGAGGCAGCUCUACGAAGCGGGAUGCAGGGUGAUCGUCGCCGGGCGCACCGAAGAGAAAGCGGGAAAAGCAGUGAAAUCGAUCGUCGCCGCUUCUGGCACGACCGGGACGGGCUCCCUUGAGGCCGUUGGGAUAGACCUCGCGGACUUAUCUUCGAUCAAGAAAUUCGUGGAUGACGUCGCGUACGAGUCCUUUUCAGCGAUCGUGCUCAACGCGGGGGUCGCUCCUGACAGAGCCGCCAUGGGUAUGGCCGCCGGGCCUCAAACAGCCAAGCGUACCAAGCAGGGGUUCGAAGAGACCAUCGGAGUGAACCAUCUCGGCCACUUUCUCCUCUGCCAAGGGCUCUUGCCCAAACUUCUUUCAACAGCUGGGGCUCGA
This is a messenger RNA of Micromonas commoda, 429 nucleotides long. RefSeq lists its product with no specific name. The annotation marks the transcript as partial. The transcript has a single exon. NCBI's taxonomy places the organism in Eukaryota, Viridiplantae, Chlorophyta, Mamiellophyceae, Mamiellales, Mamiellaceae. The record is from RefSeq and is a predicted model, not a curated record.